Messenger RNA from Halteromyces radiatus, 3243 nucleotides. Its product is annotated as P-loop containing nucleoside triphosphate hydrolase protein. Bases 1 to 3243 code for a protein of 1080 amino acids. NCBI's taxonomy places the organism in Eukaryota, Fungi, Mucoromycota, Mucoromycetes, Mucorales, Cunninghamellaceae. Gene Ontology annotation, molecular function: ATP binding; ATP hydrolysis activity; translation elongation factor activity. The transcript has 3 exons. The record is from RefSeq and is a predicted model, not a curated record.
AUGUCGAACACACCCAUCACAUCGGCUUAUCAAGCAGCGAACCAUGCUGAUCUUACGAAACGAUUGAACAUGGAAAAGUACCAAAAGGUGAAGAGGAGUCGGAUCAGCGAAAGUGAAGCGAAAGAAGCCAAGGAUUUACUGAACAAACUCUUCAAAACCGACAAUGAGGAUGAACGCAAGGAUAUUGUUGACCAACUCUCGGGUUUUCUUAGCCAAUAUGGAAUUCUUUCUCUCAAGACAUGUCAUUUGUACCCAGCUUUGACAAGUGAACUUUAUGCGAAAAAAAUCAAACCACAAAAUGUAUUGGCGGUGCUGGAAUUGUUAGACAAGUUGAUGGAAGCCAAUCCUUUUUUCCGUGGUGCUUUAGAACCUUACCUGAUUACGUUAUUGACCCCACUUUUGGAACUUCAAGCUGAUAAGAGCAAGGAAAUCAAGGAAGCUACAGCUAAAACUGCUUACGCAUUAAUUGGUGCUUUGAAUCCAGCGGCCACUCGUUAUAUCGUUCUUCAUUGUUUGGAAGGUCUUGAAAACUCUAAGAAAUGGCAAACCAAAAUGUUAUCUCUUCUUCUAAUCGAAAAAAUGACUGAACUCAAUCCUAUGGAAUUGUUGGCCUGUAUUCCAGAUAUCAUUCCUGUUGUAUCUGAUUGUAUGUGGGACACCAAGGCUGAUGUCAAGAAACAAGCAACCAAGACGAUGACCACCGUGACUUCUCUCUUGGACAAUAAAGAUAUUGAACGAUUUAUUCCUGCUGUGAUCGAAUGUAUCAAUCAACCGGAAAAGGUACCAGAAACUAUUCAUCAAUUGGGUGCUACUACUUUUGUUCAAGAAGUGGAUUCUGCUACUUUAUCUCUCAUGGUCCCUUUAUUGGGUCGUGGUCUCAAGGAACGUCAAACACCUAUCAAACGAAAAUCGGCAGUGAUUAUUGAUAAUAUGUGCAAAUUAGUGGAUGAUCCUGAUGCUGCCGCUCCUUUCCUACCAUUGCUACUACCUGCUUUGGAACAUGUACAAGAUGUGGUGGCUGAUCCUGAAUGUCGUAGUCAAGUUGUCAAAGCUUUGGAAACUCUCAAGCGUGUGGGUGGUGCGGAUAAACAAGUGCUUACUGGUGAUGAAAAACGUGAUAAAGUGACCAAGACUCUCGAUCAUUUGAUGCCAACCAAAUUGGAAGGUUUCUAUAGUCCUAUUCGAAAGUAUAUGAUUGAACUCGCUUUGGCUUUGGUGUUUGCAAAAAGUUUUAGUCGUGAUCAAUGGAUUGAAGCCAUUGGUCCUCAUGCUGCUACCUGGCUCUUUGUAACUGGUCGUGAUACUGAAGAAUGGGGUCCUGAACAUGAUCAACAUGCUGAAAAACUUGCUUUGGCUGCUUUGGCAACUUGUGAAGAAGCUGUGGCUAUCCAUGAUCCUGAUGAAGAAGAAGAUGAUGAAGGUGAAGAACUCUGUAAUUGUGAAUUCUCUCUUGCUUAUGGUGCCAAGAUUUUAUUGAAUCGUACCGCUCUUCGUCUCAAACGUGGUCGUCGUUAUGGUCUCUGUGGUGCCAAUGGUUGUGGUAAAUCUACUUUGAUGCGAGCUAUUGCUAAUGAACAAGUGGAAGGUUUCCCUCCUAAAUCUGUUCUCAAAACUGUUUAUGUGGAACAUGAUAUUGAUGGUUCUCAAGCUGAUACUUCUUUGAUUGAUUUUAUCAUUGCUUCUGAUGGUGUAGAAACGAAGGAUCGCGAACAAGUACGCAAGAUCUUACGUGAUUAUGGAUUUACCGAAGAAAUGGUUACUUCUAUGCCUAUUGGUGCUUUAUCUGGUGGAUGGAAAAUGAAAUUGGCAUUGGCUCGUGCUAUGUUGAUGAAUGCCGAUAUUUUAUUAUUGGAUGAACCUACGAAUCACUUGGAUGUUGUCAAUGUGGCGUGGUUAGAAAAUUAUCUCUUGGGUUUGAAGACUGUGACAUCUAUGAUUGUAUCUCACGACUCUGGAUUCUUGGAUCAUGUGUGCUCUGAUAUUAUUCACUAUGAAGGCAAUUACAAACUCAAGCGUUAUCGUGGCAAUUUAUCUGAAUUUGUGAAAAAAGUACCCAAGGCUGCUUCUUAUUACUCUUUGGAUGCUACUCAAAUCAAGUUUGCUUUCCCAGAACCUGGCUAUUUGGAAGGUAUCAAGACUAAAGAACGUGCUAUUUUGAAAAUGAAGAAUGUGGACUUCCAAUACCCUGGUACAAACAGAAAACAAUUGGUUGAUAUUAGUAUGCAAUGUUCUUUAUCUUCUCGGGUUGCUGUGAUUGGUCCUAAUGGUGCUGGUAAAUCCACAUUGAUCAAAUUAUUAACGGGUGAAAUUGAAUCUGAUAUUGGUACCGUGUGGAAACAUCCAAAUUUACGUAUUGCCUAUGUUGCACAACAUGCUUUCCAUCAUAUUGAAAAACAUUUGGACAUUACGCCGAAUGAAUACAUCCAAUGGCGGUAUGCAACAGGAGAAGAUCGUGAAGAAUUGGAAAAAGUGGAUCGUGUGAUUACGGAAGAAGAAGAAAAACAAAUGAAUCAAGAAUUUGUGAUUGAUGGUGAAAAACGAGUGGUGGAAGAAUUGGUAGGACGUCGAAAACUCAAGCAAUCGUAUGAAUAUGAAGUAUCUUGGGUUGGACGAUCAUCUGUAGACAACACUUGGAUUUCUCGACAAAAACUUGAAAACAUGGGUUUUUCCAAAAAGAUUGCCGAAGUGGAUGCAUUGGAAGCUGCCAAAUUGGGUUUGAAUCGACCAUUGACGGCCAAGGAAAUUGAAAAGCAUUUGACAGAGGUUGGUUUGGAUCCUGAAUUCGCUACUCAUUCCCGUAUUCGUGGUCUUUCUGGUGGACAAAAAGUCAAAUUGGUGAUUGGUGCUGCCAUGUGGAAUAAACCACACAUGUUGGUGUUGGAUGAACCUACGAAUUAUCUGGAUCGUGAAUCAUUAGGUGCCUUGGCCACUGCCAUCCGAGAAUAUGGAGGAGGGGUUGUCAUCGUUACUCACAACCGUGAAUUCUCAGAAGCUCUUUGUACCGAAGUAUGGAAAGUCGAUAAUGGUCAUCUGGUAGCAUCGGGUCAUAAUUGGGUCUCUGGUAGUGGUACCACCAAAAUUGAAGAAAAGGAAGAAGAAGAUCAAGUCGAUGCUCAAGGUAAUAUCAUCAAAGCAACAAAGAAAAAGGUCAAGUUGACUUCCAAGGAACUUCGAAAGAAGAAGAAGGAACGUAUGGAACGUCGUAAACGUGGUGAAGAAGGUAAAAAAAAAAAAAAAAGAUAA